UACAUAAUGUAAAUAAAAACAUCGCAGCCGCCGUGUGUUCAGAUUGGUGCGCUCGGCACGAUGUCCCGGAUGGUGCUCGCACCGGAAGAGAAGGGGCAGCUCUCCCAGCCAUCUUGUGGCAGCAUCCAAGCGAAUUGUUCGCAUCAAGCCUCGUAGAAUCGGAGGUGAAUCCCGCUGAAGGGGCGCCAUCAUGCCCGGACACCUGCAAGAAGGUUUCGGCUGCGUCGUAACCAACCGGUUCGACCAGUUAUUGGACGACGAGUCCGACCCUUUCGAGAUCCUGAAAGCUGCUGAAAACAAGAAGAAGGAGGGGGCCGCCGCUGGGUCCACCAAGACCGCGGCUCAAGCCGCCAAGCAGCCGAAGAAGGAGUCACAGAAGGACAGAAAGAACCCGCUGCUGGACAAGAAGGAGGAGUCCCAGGCUCCGGUCCCCCUGAAGAAAGAAGGUAUCAGGCGGGUGGGCAGAAGACCAGACCAACAAGGCCAGCCUGGUUCCCAGCAUCAGGGCGAGCGUCAAGGCGAAGGGCGACCCGGAGACAAGAGGCCGGACCGGAGACCUCCCCGCGAGCGCCGCUUCGAGAAGCCCGCCGAGGACAAGCCCGAGGGAGGUGGAGAGUUCUCCACGGACAAGCCUUCUGGAGACAGGCCCCCGAGAGGGCGUGGUGGCGGCCGGGGUGGACGUGGUGGAAGAGGACGGGGGGGCAUGGGCCGAGGAGACGGCUUUGACUCCCGCGGGAAACGAGACUUUGACAGACACAGCGGCAGUGACAAAUCCAAUCAGAAAAGUGAGGAGAAGCGCAGUGGCAGUGGCUCAAACAACUGGGGCAAUGUGAAGGAUGAAGUGAGUGAGGCUGAACAGACUGCUGCUCCUGAGACGGCCCCAGAGGGAGAGGAAAGUGCACCCGCCGGCUCCGAGAACAAGGAGAAUGAGGUGGAAGAAGUUAAAAACGAAGGCCCCAAAGAGAUGACCCUGGACGAGUGGAAGGCCAUGCAGGACAAGGAGCGCACCAAGGUGGAGUUCAACAUCCGUAAACCCAACGAAGGAGCCGACAGCCAGUGGAAGAAAGGAUACGUGCUGCACAAGUCCAAGAGUGAAGAUAGGCCUGUCGGUGCUUUGAUUGACGCUCCAGAGACAGAACCAGAGACACACACUCUGUUCCACAAGGCCAACCCUGACGAGUCCAGUGACCACCACUUCCGCAAACCAGCCAAUGACAUCACAUCCCAACUGGAGAUCAACUUCGGAGACCUGGGCCGCCCAGGCCGCGGACGUGGGGGAGCUCGCGGAGGCAGGGGAGGCCGCGGCGGGGGAGGCAGCAGGCCGGCACGUGGGGGAGGACGGUCCGAAAAGGCUAGCGGAGUGUCAGUCCCCAACGUGGAUGAUCCUGAGGCCUUCCCAGCUCUGGCCUAAAGGCUCCUUUUCCACCACCAGCCCACCCAUCAGCCCUUCCGGGGCCCCUCCUCUACGAGGCUUGCAUGCUUACCACAUCUUCAAGUAUAUAAGAAAACAGAGAAAAAAAAAAAAAAGAUUUUAAUGACAAAAAAGACUGUCAUCCCAUACCACUCACACCACCAGAGGACUAAAAUUUUACCUGUUUUAAAGGAGAACAAAAGACAAAAAAAAAAAAAAAAAAAAAAAAGGUGGAAAAAGGACCUCUUGUUACACUGAAGUUUUGUAUUUAGGAACAUGAAAGCAGGGAUGUUUUCAUACUUUUUUUUUUUUUCCUUUUUUUCAGAGAUUAUGCAUACUUCAUUGAUAUUUUUUGUGCUGCUUGAAUUUAUGCAUUUCUGCGAUUAGGUUGAAGUGUGUUUAUCUCCUCCCCUGAAGCUUUUGUGCUUGCUUUUUUUUUUUUUUUUUUUGUUGCUUUUUUAUUUUAUUUUUUAUUUCUCCCCCUCAUGACUUCAGCUCAGUAUUAUGGGGUCAUCUUAGAAAAGACUUUCUACUGGAGUUUUUCUUCCCAGUAAUACACACUGAUGUGGUAGCACUACACUACAUAGACAACUUGUACUAGAUAUCUGAAGUAUGGCUUAACAUGCAUUUAAAGUGUAAUUACUCUGAUCUUGACUACCCAUCCACUUUGCAAGGCACAAAUUCAGGAUGGGUAACCAGGCAAAGUGACUUCCAACUAAAGCUUGGUAUUUUUCUGCUUGUUGUGCAGUGAAAGUAAAUGCCUCUUUCCUUUUUUCUUUCUUUCUUUGCUCUUUUUUUUUCUUCUUCUUUUUUUUUGAUAGCUUGCCUUUUUUUGGUGGACCAGUAGUUAGUAAUGCUUUGUAUCCCCUGAUCCAGAUGUGCUACCUGUGUUUUUCAGGGUGUACCAGGGCCCAAUGUAUAUCUUUAGGCUGGUCCUUGUAGGUCAUACAGACUGUACUACUUGUAACUUCAGGACCACUAAGUAAAUAUUGUAUUUUUUUUGUUAAGGGUGUGUAUGUGUGUGUGAGAGAGAAAGAGAGAGAGAGCGCGUGUGUGCAACAUUGUGUGAGGUUGAAUGUAUGAGUUUGACAGCUAGUUACUUAGAAUUUAAGUAUUCCUCUGCUAUGAACUUGCCAUUCUCAAACAGUAGACUGCAAGUUCUCAUGUCUUUUGAGAAGUGAUUGUUGAAAUCUAGGUGAGAAUGAUAGAUAGACCGUGGACAUAUCUUGCUCUUACAGUAUCUGUAAUGUCUUUCAGAUCUCGAAGCACUUGGUUUUUUGAUCAGCACCAGUCCACUGAAGAUUUUGUUCCCCCUGUUCUGUAAACCAUCUUUGCUGUUUUUUAUUGUUUUGAUUUUUGUCAGUGCAGCAGUACCAAUGCAUAAUUUGUCUGAAAGAAAUCUCGGCUGUCAUUGUGGAACAAUCACGAGCUACAGAAUGUAAUGUAAGCUAAUGGUGCUUUUAGCCACCUGUGUCAGCAUUUCCAGUGAGCAUUUUCUUUUAUUGAAGCGGGUAUAUUUCACAUUGGGGUGGGGUGGGUGGGUUUGAGAGGGGAGGGUUCUUGGGAGGGGGGUGGGGGUUGUGAACACGGAGUGAAUUUUAAAGCUUUACAUGCUGUGCUCUGCAAAGACUUGCUGGUGAUGCACUGAUACAGACGGCUGGAGCAGUUUUCUUGUAGGACUGUUUGAGCCACAUGACGGUGAAACUUUCUCUGCAAACAUCCCUGUUCUAAUAAAUUGCUUUAGAGGUGUUACAUGUA
This is a messenger RNA of Larimichthys crocea (large yellow croaker), 3169 nucleotides long. It is a transcript of the gene serbp1b, whose product is annotated as SERPINE1 mRNA binding protein 1b. Lineage: Eukaryota; Metazoa; Chordata; Actinopteri; Sciaenidae. Gene Ontology annotation, molecular function: mRNA 3'-UTR binding. The record is from RefSeq and is a predicted model, not a curated record. Gene Ontology annotation, cellular component: cytoplasm; nucleus. The coding region runs from base 191 to 1411 and encodes 406 amino acids. The transcript has 9 exons.